This is a messenger RNA of Bombus terrestris (buff-tailed bumblebee), 2853 nucleotides long. It is a transcript of the gene eIF2Bepsilon, whose product is annotated as translation initiation factor eIF-2B subunit epsilon. Bases 334 to 2265 code for a protein of 643 amino acids. The record is from RefSeq and is a predicted model, not a curated record. NCBI's taxonomy places the organism in Eukaryota, Metazoa, Arthropoda, Insecta, Hymenoptera, Apidae. The transcript is spliced from 2 exons. Gene Ontology annotation, molecular function: translation initiation factor binding; guanyl-nucleotide exchange factor activity; translation initiation factor activity. Gene Ontology annotation, cellular component: eukaryotic translation initiation factor 2B complex.
AACCAACUCUGGACACUCAUUACCGGAACCUAGGAAAAACCGUCUAUACGACCAGAAACCGUGAUCUGUUUAUAUGUGAUGUAUGAUCGUAUCCAGGACAUUAUUCUUGAAUUACAUCAAUAUCUUGAUUGAUUACAUCAGUAACAAAAAACGAAGGAACACAUAUAUUAUUUACGUUUUAAGUAUAUAUCGAAACAAAUUUUGUACUUGAAACGAUAUUAAAACACACAGUUGAAGGUUUUUAGUAAACAAUAUUGUCCAAUAUUUCAUAACCUAUAAUGAGUAUCUUGUAUGAGUUGCUUUAAGGAUUAUAAAAAGCUCAAAUAAAACGAAAUGACUACAAAAAUGGGGAAGAAACAAAUUAUACAGGCUGUAGUUCUUGCAGAUGAUUUUAUAACGAGCUUAACACCUGUACAAGAUAUAUUCCCAACUAUAUUAAUGCCUGUAAUAAAUAUUCCAGUGUUAGAUUAUUUGGUGGAAACACUGAUUAAAUCCAGAGUGCAAGAAUUAUUCCUUUAUUGUAGCAACCAUGUAGAUUUGAUAAGAGCAUACAUCAAACAGAAAAAAUGGUUUAAAAUAUCAGUUUCUUUAAUUGUAUCAGAUACUUGUACUUCUCUUGGAGAUGCUCUUAGAGAUAUUGAUACGAAAGGUUCAAUUCGUGGUAAUUUUAUACUUAUAAGAGGAGAUGCAUUUAUUAAUGCUGAUCUUACCAACCUUUUAAUCAAUCAUUGUGCAAAACUGAAAGAAGAUAAAGGUGCAUCCAUGACCAUGGUGCUAAGAAACAUUGGAUCUAUGAAUGAAUCUUUCUUGAAGCAUGAAUCAUGUUUGGUAGUUUCUGACAAAAGUAGCAGAAAGAUUCUACAUUAUAAUAUAAUACGGAAAGAUUUGAAGAAAGUGAAGUUAGAAUUAAAUUGGUUUUUGGACCAUAGUGAGAUUGAAAUUAAUACUUGUUUUAUGGAUACUCACGUUUAUUUAUGUUCUCCUUCUGUGUUACCAUUAUUCUCUGACAAUUUUGAUUUCCAAACAAUGGAAGAUUUCAUUCGAGGAGUAUUGAUGAAUGAAGAAAUUUUAAAUUCUCGAAUUUAUUGGCAACAAUUAAAUCCUCAAGAUUAUAGUCUGCCAAUUGUAUCAUGGAAUGCAUAUCACACUCUUAACCGAGACAUUCUGAACAGACAUAGUUUCCCACUUACACCAAAUGCUAUUCCAUUUUUAAAAGAUUUUAUUUAUAUGCCAAGAAGCACAUAUAAACAUAAAAAUGCCACCCUUGCUAAAGGUUGUGUAUUAGAGAAAGAUAGUAUAUUGUGUCAAAAUAGUAUUCUUGGGAAUAAUACGUCUGUUACAAGAUCAAUUAUUGGAAAUCACUGUUUGGUAGGGUCUAAUGUAACAAUUAAGAAUUCUUAUAUUUUGUCAGAUAGUAAAAUUGAAGAUAAUUGUACUAUUGUAAAUAGUAUAGUAUUUCCAAAUUGUUUUAUUAAAGAAAACACACAAAUAAGUGGAUGUAUAUUAUGUCCUAAAACAAUUAUUCAUACUCCAAAGGAAUAUAUCGAUUCUAUCAUAGAAUCAGAAAAUGACAAAAUUUCUAUAAAAACAAUAUCAGAAAUUGACCCAUGUAAUGAAUUUCAACUCUUUAAGAAUUAUGAUACACUAGAAAAUGAUAAUUAUGUGCCUAUAAAUACAGAUACAUCAAGUAUUGAUGAAGGUUCUGAAUGUAAUUUUAUUGCAGAUGACACAAGCUUGUUCUUAUCUGAGGUUAUUGAUAGCUUAUUAAGAGGUUUUCAAGAUCAACUUAACUGUGAAAACUUAAUUUUAGAAAUAAAUUCAUCAAGAUAUGCAUACAAUGUCACUAUGAACAAAGUAACAUAUAAUGUUAUUAAAGCCAUAUUAAGUUUACCUUUCCACUAUCUUUCAGAAGAAAAGGAAAUUCUAACUAAUCUAGAUUAUCAUAAAAAUUUAAAACGUGUGGUAACAUAUUUUUAUCCAAUUAUCUUGAAUUAUGUUAAAACAGAAGAUGCACAAGAUGACUGUUUACAUGCAAUAGAAGAGGUUGCAAGUACAACUCAAGAACUGUUACCAUUUUUGCAACUUUUAUUGCAUAUGCUUUAUGAUAGAGAUGUAUUAUCAGAAGAAAAAAUUCUAGAAUGGUAUGAAUCUAAAGAUAAAGAUAUAGAUUCACAUGAGAAGAAUAAAGUGAGAGCAGCAGUACAGCCAUUCAUUAAAUGGUUAGAAGAAGCUGAAGAAGAUUCUAGUGACAGUGAAAAUGAUUAAUCACAUAUUAACAAUUUAUAUAUUCAACAAUUUUGGAAAGGUAUACUUAAAAUUUUCCAUAUAUGAUGAUUAUUGUAAAAAAUAAAUCUUCCUAGCUUUUCUAUUAUUUAAAAAUUUCUUUUAAAAGACAACAUUAAAUUAAAUAAGAAAAGAGAUGAGUAAGAUAAUAACGUUUCCUAUAUGUAAUAUAAUGUCUUUAUUUUUCUGUCACUUUUUUUUAUAGAAUAGUACAUUUUGAGCAAUUGUACGAAUCGCAUGUAAAUAAAUUAUAUUUUGUAGAUUAUUAUGCAUACCGAAUAUAUAGAUCUUAUUAAAACAUGUUGAAUAACACAACAACGAGAGUAAAAAUAUAAAUUAUCAUUCUAUAGGCAAAAUAGUAUCAAUUAAGUUAUGCCAAGCUCGAUGACGGUGGUCUGGAAAUUUGAUUACGUCUAUCCAGUGUCGUAAUCGUGCUCCUUUGCUAUUACAACUUAGUUCAAGUCCACCUAAAUAAAAAUAAGGAAGAUAUUGCUAUAAUAUAUAUACAUAAACUUUUUCAAUACAACAUACAGCAAUAUAAUUAUUAAAUUUGAGAAAGUUAAUGCAUUA